Messenger RNA from Stereum hirsutum FP-91666 SS1, 876 nucleotides. RefSeq lists its product as uncharacterized. The transcript has 2 exons. The coding region runs from base 1 to 876 and encodes 291 amino acids. NCBI's taxonomy places the organism in Eukaryota, Fungi, Basidiomycota, Agaricomycetes, Russulales, Stereaceae. The record is from RefSeq and is a predicted model, not a curated record.
AUGUCAUGGCCGUCGGACUAUAUAACGCGCCCUCUACCAGCGGGCCUUCAUCUCUCCACAGCACUACACCUCCCCCCUCAACAGCACCGACAGGCUCCACAAAGAGUAUACCUCAAUAACAACAGCGGCUCUACUCUCACCAUCAUGGCCAACGCUACUCAGAGCGUGGCACCCUUCCGCAUCGAGCCUUGGACCGACAGUCUAUUCGUACCCCUUCCGACUUUCAUCCACAGGACACUGCGCUCGAUCUCCCAGGCGACAAUGCCAGACCGCAAGUGCUUUAACGAGGAGCUUAUUAAUACCCUCGUUUCUCUCCCUUUUGAGUUGGCCGCUAUCUCGGCGUUCGGUCCCCAGUGGUACGUAGACAUGGUUGAACACGCGAGGUCUCCCGAGGACAACGUACCGGGGGUCUUGCCCGACGUGGUGAAACGGUGGGCAGAUAUUCAACAAGUCAUCUCCGGGUCGGAUUCCCGCUAUUUAGCUGUGGUACCCCGAGGGUGGGCCUCCAGUAUGGAGGCGAGCUAUCUGCAAAAGCUUCGACUACGACUUAUUCAAGAGGUCGAUAGCGAAACCAACAAGAGACCGUCUAUUGACCAAGGCAGCGGCUUCGAUCCAUUCUUCAGGAUCCCGGUUUUCUAUCAAAUCUUUGACAUACUAGCGUAUACACACCGCAACCACGAGACAUCCUUCGAGAUGCUUCGGGCUGCGGCUGAGGCAGGUUUUGCCAAUAUAGCAUGGAUGAUGACCGAAAUUUUCGUCGACCUUUGUCCGACGUGUCAACGAACUGCUGCGAACAACGGGGACCUAGUGACCGACCAUCCUUCGUACUUCGUCCUGCACGGUGGCCAUAAUCUGAACGCAGACUCCGGGUCGUAA